This is a messenger RNA of Hippocampus zosterae (dwarf seahorse), 2947 nucleotides long. It is a transcript of the gene ccdc127a, whose product is annotated as coiled-coil domain containing 127a. Lineage: Eukaryota; Metazoa; Chordata; Actinopteri; Syngnathiformes; Syngnathidae. The transcript is spliced from 4 exons. The coding region runs from base 164 to 985 and encodes 273 amino acids. The record is from RefSeq and is a predicted model, not a curated record.
GCUCAUUAUGUCACGGAAGAGAAAAUGUUUCACAACAUUAAUCUAUUCCACCCCGUUGACGUAGACAGACGGUUAACGCGUUCAAAUUGUAUAACCUGGUCCUGGGUGAUGGUGCAGUAACAAAUGUUUUUAAAUGACCUAGACAUUCUUUGAAGCAGGCUCCAUGAACAACCUGAAUGACCCCCCAAGAUGGAACAUUCAACCAGACCCACGAGAAAGGGGGGAGGGAGGCGCAGAUGGCAGCCAAUGGAACUAUGCCCUGCUGGUGCCUAUGCUGGGUCUGGCUGCAUUUCGUUGGAUCUGGACCCGAGAGUCUCAGAGAGAAAUCGAGAAGGUCAAAUCCAAGUAUAACAAGGAUGUGUUCCUGGUGAAAAGUGAGAUGGAGUCACGGUAUGAGGAGACGUUAACAGAGAGGCGCCGAGCCGUGGCUGCCUUGGAACUGGAGCUGGAGAAGGAGAGACAGAGGGUAAAAGGCUACAAGCAGGCCAUGAUCUCCCAGAGUCAUCAUAUAGUCGAAGAACAAAAACGUUUACAGCAGGAGCGUGAGUGGUUGGAGGAAGAGAAGCAAAGAUAUAUCAAGUCCGGAGCUGGAGGGGCUAUGCUGCAUCAAGCCAUGGAGCAACAGAACGAGUGGUUUCAGAGAGCCAACGCUACACUGCGCGAGCUUGAGGCUCAACUUGUGGAGCGCCAGAAUGCCUACUGUUCCCUAAUCCUGCCUCGAGACAAGCGCCUAGAGAUGGAGAGAAACAUGCUCCUGAAAGCAGUCAAAGAGCCUGUCACGGAUGAACUUAAUCUAGAGGCUGAUCUUCAAGAUAUUUUUAAGAGGGAUAAGCAUUGUGCAAACCUGACGAACAUGGACAAGAGAAAGAACGGAAGUCUCAUGUGGGUGUAUCUCAAGUACUGGCAGCUGAAGGUCACUGUUCAGAAACACCAGAGAAUUGAGGCGGCCAUCUUAGCGAGAAAUAUUAAGCCUCAAACAAAAUGAUGACUAGCUGGGGCGAUGGUUUGUGUUUGACUCGUGGAUCAGAAAUGGAAUAUGCGCGAAGUUGUGACCUCUUGUCAUAUUUUAAAAAUUCUGCAGAUUAGUUCUUACUUAAGAUAUCCAAAUAAGACUUUUACAUUUUUUUACAGAUGAGCUUGAGCCGCUCAUAUUUGACUGACUGUGCUCAUAUUUAAAUCAGAUACAUACAUAGAUAAUAUCGACAUUGGAUACGCAGUCAAAGCUUAGAAUGUAAACAGACAUGUUCUUUUGAUUUGUUUUUUUUUCACGGUUUGUGUCAUUUAACUUUCCGGGAAAUCUAACGUUAAUUUACGAAAUCUUUAUCCUCAUCGUCAUGAGACAUGCACUUGAUUGUCAACGUUUAGUUUCAUGCUGCUUGAUUGAAAGUUAUUUUAUCUUGAAAUUCUGAAAAACUUGUUCCUAUCCAACUCCAAGUCUUCAAGUUCAUCCCUGAUAAGAUGGCACUCAGGACACAUCACAUAAGGUCCCGGCUCUAUUUAAGCAAUUGAACAAAUAUCAGAAGAGGGCACCGAGAGGUCUUUGACCCUACAUACAAAGAAAAUGUCAUGUUUGAAUUUUCUUAUGUCAAUAUGACAAUCAUGUUUUAAUUUUUACGUUAUCCUUGAGAGUAAGAGCUCAAUUUUAUGUUUAGAUGCAUAGACCGUAAACAAUCUACAAUUUGCACACAAUAAAGCCUUGGUGCAGGAAUUGGGUGCACUUUCUGUGUUCUUCCUAUUAAGGAUGAAAACUUGUCAAGAGUUGAGGGGGAGCUCCCAUGCUACUGGUUUGCCUGAGAGUAAUAGAACGGUGUGAACAAGUGUUUGUCCCCUUCCUGUUUUUUUUUUUUUUUUUGGUAUGUUUGUCACACUUAAAUGUUUCAGAUCAUCAAAUUUAAAUAUUAGUAAAAGAUAACACAAGUAAACACAAAAUGCGGUUUUAAAAUGAAAGUUUUUAUUAUUAAAUGGAAAACUAAAUCCAAACCUACAUGGCCCUGUGUGAAAAGGUUUUUGCCCCUUCCGUUAAAACAUAACUGUGCUUUAUCAUACCUAAGUUCAAAUUUUCUAGCCACACCAAAGCUUGAUUACUGCCACGCUGUUUUCAAUCAAGAAAUCACUUAAAUAGGACCCGCCUGACAACGUGAAGUAGAUCAAAAGAUCCUCAAAAGCUAGACAUCAUGCUGUAAUCAAAAGAAAUUCAGGAACAAAUGAGAACGAAAGUAAUUGAGAUAUAUCAGUCUGGUAAAGGUUACAAAGCCAAUUCUAAAGCUUUGGAACUCCAGCGAACCACAGUGAGAGCCAUUACCCACAAAUGGUGAAAACAUGCAACAGUUGGCGAACCUUCCCAGGAGUGGCCGACCGAGCGAAAUUGCCCCUAAGAGCACAGCAACGACUCAUCCAAGAGGUCACAAAAGACCCCACAACAACCAAAGAACUGCAGACCUCUAUUGCCUCACUUAUGACUCCACCAUAAGAAAGACAUUGGGCAAAAAUGGCCUGCAUGGCAGAGUUCUAAGACAAAAACCACUACUGAGCAAAAAGGACAUUAAGGCUCAUCUUGCUUUUGCCCCAAAAAACAAAAAACAUCUUGAUGAUCCCCAAGACAUUUGGGAAAAUACUCUGUGGAUUGACGAGACAAACGUUGAACUUUUCGGAAGGUGUGUGUGUCCCGUUACAUCUGGCGUAAGGGUAACACCUUAUUUCAGAAAAACCACACAAAAAACUAUGGUGGUGGGAGUGUGAUGGUCUGGGACUGUUUUGCUUCUUCAGGACCUGGAAGACUUGCUGUGAUAAAUGGAACCAUGAAUUCUACUCUUACCCAAAAAAUCCGAAAGGAGAAUGUCAGGCCAUCGGUUUGUGACCUCAAGCUGAAGUGAACUUGGGUUCUGCAGGACAAAUCAUCCAAAACACACCAGCAAGUCCACCUCAGAAUGACUGAAGAAAAACAAAA